AUGCGGCAUGGGCCGCAAGCUUCUGGCGGAGCUUCCCAAGGAAUGGCUCCGUCAGCUCGGCGCGCCUCAAUCUCUUCUAGCUCCCGCUCUGUCGAUCAUUGUUUGGAUGACAUUUUGAAGAAAAUGGAAGAGGACUGGAACGUGGUGCAACUAUUGGCGCAUCACCGACGCAAGUUCAAGAUACCUUCACAGGACAUGCAGACCUUCACGCGACAGUUCUGCCAGCUCUGUUUGACAACACUGACGUCCAGAGGACAAGAUGUGCUGUCCGCCAGCUUGCGACGGGUUCAGCUCGAACUGAAGGCUGCUCGACAGGAUUUUGAGCUGAAGUUGGCCCGAUGUAAUCUCGGCGCCAUGAAGCAGUUGGAUCGGGUGAAGGGAGGCACAGGAACGCCUUUGCAAGACGAUCAUGUCACCUUCUUCGAGCCUAUGAGGCACCUCAGCGAAGACCAGAGGCUGCUGGUUUUGAUGAUCGUCAAGGACAAGCUUCUUCAGAUCCUCGACGGUUCAGCAUCCACAUCCUUCGUGGAAGAGCUGAAGCAGUCGAUGGGGCUGGAUCCCUCGAAGCUUAUGGACAAGGCGUCUCCCAAGGCCAGCGAUGAAGACGAGGAUGAUGUAGAUCUCGAAACGGCCCUGCGACGUUCCAAGGCAGAAGCACGCGCGGCCCUUCGCCAGGCGGAGGAGGAUCGGAACCAUGCCCGCAGCCUUCAGCAGGAGCUGGACAGGUGCCGGAGGGAGGUCUUUAGCCUCAAAGGGCAGCUGGCGGAGCGUCAAAAGCAGCUCGAGCACCUCGAGGCCGGCAUGGAUAAGCUGAAGGACUUGGGCCUGGAGCCGGAGGAAGCGAACUUCGUGUUGUCCGAGUUGGGGUUGGAACGUGAAGUCAGCGGAGCCUCGGGCUGCCAGGGUUUCGAAGUGCGCUAUGAUGGAGUUCCGGACGAUUGUACCUCUGACUGUAUUCUGAAAUGGCAUAGCGAAUCUGGCCUUGAAGCAGAUUCGCUUGUGGCCGUGCAGAUCGAGGAGGGUUCUUCGAGUCCUAGCGAAGGUAGGCGACAACCGAGUAUUCUGUGUACUUACGAGAGGCAUGCAGAUGCGGAGAAAGCAGUGGUGGCAUUGCAAGAUUCGGUGCUGGUCUCCGCCAGCGGCAAGAAGUCCGUAGUCACCGCGUCGAUGUCUCCGCCUGCGGACACUUCGGGCUCCCCCCCAAGCCGGGGCGUGGCCGAAUCGAAGCACCCAAAGCCACUGACGUCACCUACUGGGAGUGCCAAGCUGGAGAUGGUAGAGGCACCCACGCCGACAGCUGCUUCACCCAAGAGCUUGGGGAGCCUCCGUGAUUUCAAAGAGUUUUUCUCCCAAGGCAUCUGCAUCUGCGCUGCCGGCAUCGGCGAAGAGGUCAGCAAGAUUGCCAACAACGUUGGCUUGGAGCGUCUUUUGGCAUGCCCCUCGCGUUUCGAAAUUCUCUACCAAGAUGCAUUCAAGCGCAUAGAGCGCCUGGAAGAGCUGAGAAAAAGAAGUCUGGAGGAACGCCGACGUCUUUUGGAGAGUGCCCCCGAACCCUGCGAAGCAUCGGUGCUCAGCGUGGUAGAAAGGAGCCCUCUGGUGAUAUUGCAGCAGUUGCUGUCGGAAGGUCCGGUGGGAUAUUCUCUGAUCUCGCCGGGCGGAGGCCCGAAGCGAAGGAAGAAGGCAAAGGCUGCGUCAAGCUUCCAGACUGCGCCUGCUGCUAGCAUCAGCCCAUCUCGGCCGCCUGAUGUUCUGUUGCCACUUAUUCUCCCAAAGAACUUGACAUCUGCAUCUGCUCCCAGCUUACAUUCGAGAGCUAUGGAGGGCCGGAGGCUCCUGGCGUAG
This is a messenger RNA of Symbiodinium sp. CCMP2592, 1842 nucleotides long. Lineage: Eukaryota; Dinophyceae; Suessiales; Symbiodiniaceae. The record is from the annotation of a GenBank genome assembly.